This is a messenger RNA of Paramecium sonneborni, 927 nucleotides long. The record is from the annotation of a GenBank genome assembly. Lineage: Eukaryota; Ciliophora; Oligohymenophorea; Peniculida; Parameciidae.
AUGUAAGGGAUUUUACAAUACUUAGACAAAGUUAAAUCACUAAGAAUAUUUUAAUCAGGAAUACCUUAGAAAUUAGUUUGGCUCUGUAAAUUUACCUAAAUUAAUAAGAUGGAACAUAUAGGUUUAUGCAGAUAAUAUUGCCAAAAGUCUCAUCAGUGGCUAUUCAUUUGUUAUGGAACUCCAAUUUACAAAGAUAAUAUGGAAAUGGUUGGGCAAUAGUGACAGGGGGAGGAAAUGGCCUUGGAAAAGCUUAUGCAAAGGAAUUAGCAAAGAUGGGAUAUAAUAUAAUUAUUAUAGGCCGAACAUUAGAAAACUUGAACUAGACUAAAUUGUAGAUAGAGAGAGAAUUUAAUGUUUAGGUGAAAAUAAUUCAAUUUAAUUUUGAUACAAGUGAUGAAGGGGAAUACAGGAAAUUGAAUGAAAGUAUUAGUAAUGUAGACGAUAUUGCGAUUUUGAUUAACAAUGUUGGAACUUUUGAAAUGCAUCCAUUUGAAUAAGAAUAGAAAACUAGCACCCUAAUAAAUGUUAAUAUCAAUGCCUGCACUUAUUUAAGUUAAUUUAUUGUUCAAAAAAUGAAAAGAAGAAACAAAAAGUCAUUAAUUGUAUUUGUGGGUUCAGAAACUGGAGAGCGUCCUCAUAGUGGAUUUGCUAUCUAAUCUUCAACUAAGGCUUAUAUUGGAAAUUUGGCUAGAUCUUUAGCAAUUGAAUUAUCUCCAAAAAUUGAUGUUAGAUUAGUGACUCCAGGACCAAUUGCAACGAGUCUUUUGGAAUAGAAUAAAUAAUAUCUUAAUUUCAAAAAAAAGUUAUUCAUCUGCACACCUGUUGAAGUUGCUCAACAAUCUUUGCGUAAAGUAACAAUCCAAACACAUAUAAUUGGAACAUGGAAGCAUGGCUUAUUGUAAUAUUUAUAAAAUAAAUAAAAUUGAU